Molecule: messenger RNA, 2295 nt
Organism: Physella acuta
Lineage: Eukaryota; Metazoa; Mollusca; Gastropoda; Physidae
Product: RING finger protein B
Cellular component (GO): SCF ubiquitin ligase complex
Molecular function (GO): ubiquitin-like ligase-substrate adaptor activity; protein binding
Source: RefSeq, a predicted model, not a curated record
UUUUAAAAUACAAAAUGGCGAUCUAAGCGAAAAACUGUAAACAAAUGUCUACAAUAUUUAAAAAACAAACCACUAAAGUGAAUGUUGUAGCCCUAGCCACAGAACCAUAUGUUUUGUAAAAAUGCUCAAAAGUCAAACUUUGGGAAUGAGACGUUGAAACGUAAUGUGUUACAGACAACCUGACAUACGAAAAGGAACAAAUAAGAAGUAAAAUUCAUUAUGGAAGCUCCACAACUGGUGGGUGAACCUAUCUGUAGCAUUGAUUCCUUUAAGGAUGAUUGCCUGAUUACUGGUGUGAUCCAGGAAGGGCUGUUGUUGACAGAGGAUGUAAUGCUGAAGGCAUUGUCUCUCAAUGAUAUGCCUGAGGAGAUCCUGGAACACAUUUUGUGGUUUCUCUCCCCAUAUAAAGAUUUGGAUGCAGCAAAACUUGUCUCAAAACAGUGGUACAGAAUCAUUAAAUCUCUAGUGGCUCAAUGUAAAAGGAGAUUUCAUCAGAAUUUAGCCAACUGUGAAGUAAAGUGGAGUCUUCUGACUAAUGAUACCAUUUGCAAAGCCAGUUCAGAAAAAAAGUGCUCCAACAUCAGCAUAAGUGACAGACACUCUCACAGUGCAACCUAUUACAAUGGUUCUAUGUACAUUUUUGGUGGUUGCACUUCUACAAAUACUACUUUCAACGAUCUUUGGAGGUUUGAUCUUGGGACUCGACAAUGGGUUCGUCCUGUUGCCAUGGGUACAUAUCCAUCUCCGAAAGCUUGUGCUACUAUGGUGGUCUAUAAUGGUAACUUAGUCUUAUUUGGAGGUUGGAGUCAUCCAAUACCUUACCCUAAUCCACACCAGUCUGCACACUACUUCUCAGAGCUACACUCCUACAGUCCUGUCACCAAUCGCUGGACACACAUUUUGUCCAUUGGUCAAGAACCUGAAGCCCUGGGAGGCCACUCAGCAUCUGUUGCUGGUCAUUUGAUGGUUGUGUUUGGUGGUUCUCCCAGAACUGGAAUGGGAUCUAACAAUGUUUGGGUGUUUAAUUUCCUGAAAUGUUCAUGGAAGCUGCAAGCAGUCACACACGAUGUUAGGCCCGACCCUAGAUAUGGACAGUAUCAGACCACCUUAGAUGAGAAUCACAUUUUAAUAAUGGGCGGAUCAGUUGGACCCAGCAGGGUUUACAAUGAUAUGUGGCUUCUUACCCUACAUCCCACUGAACCUUGGACUUGGUCAAAAAUAACCAUCCAACACCCAGAACUUAUGGCUCCACAGUCAUGGUGUCAUGCAGCUUGUAGAGUGAAAGAUGUGAUUGUAGUGGUGGCCAAGUCAAACAAACUGCGUCAGACACGAAACAUCAAGCCCAAAACUAUACGCACCUGUGCUUUGGGGGCAGCUGCUAGUGGUGAAAAUUGCCCGCAAAUGUCGUCAAAUCACUUAUCUAAUCAGAACGAUUCUAACUCUUCACCUCAGCCACCAAACAAGGCAAACAACUCUGAUGAACAAAAGCCUCUCUGUAGCAGUAACAGAUCAAACAAUGAAGAUUGUCAAGAUGAUAAAGCCAAUAGUUCACCCAACAAGAGCUUACUUGCCCUACAGCAAAAGUUACACAGAGAGUGUGUGAAUCUAGCAGACCCAGAUAACCACCACCACAACCCGCACGGGUCAGACGAAGCUGAGGGUUACUUUCACAGACUUAACAAUCGUUGGGGCAACGAGGCCAGUCCUGACCCAAAUUAUUUUCACCAACAGCAGUCUGAAAACAGCCCACACAACUACAACCAGCCAGAACAAGGAACAUUUCAGAGAAGAAAUCAAAAUGUGCCUGCGAAUGUUCGAGGCAGGGGAGCUGGGUUUAUGCCAUCUAUCCGUCCAAAUGCAAUGUGCAAUAGACAAAAGCAGCUCGAGGCCCUGCAGCGACAAGAGGAAAUUCUCAGGUCCAAGUCUCGUGCUCUUUCCGCAGCAAGAAAUAAAAAACCAGUGGAUGUCAACCAGGAUGUAGAUCUGGAAGAAAAUGUGCCGGACAUAAUACCAACCAAAAACAAAAUGGACGUCCAUGUGGUCAAUAUAAGUGGUGUGUUGACAGAUGAGGUGGCGGUGUGCCGGCCACUAAGUGAACUGCAGCCGCCUGGAGCGCCAACAGAAACAAUUUGUUGCAGCUUGCUGGAGGGUAGAGGUGAGCUGAUACUCUUCGGUGGCGCCAUCAGGGAUGUGAAAGCUUCUGAUGGCACCAACACAGCCAUUAACAAACUGUAUGUGUUACAGCCCAGGUGAAAACAGAGUUUUUAAAUAUUUGUACAAAAUAAAAAUAUUUUA